AUGCCUCAGCCCAACACCACGUUGCAGAUCGGGCCGGCACUACAAAGACGGAAAUGCCACUGCCGUCUCACAGCGAGCGAGUGUCACGACACGGACGAGACGGAUGGCAUUGUUUUCUCAUUUCCCUCAUUAUCAGCAUCGCUGUGUGCGUCAACAUUGUCACGUGUGCGCCGGCUUUCACCAGUGGGCACCGUCACGUUGAAUGCGGAAGAGAAACUCACUCUUCUACUCGCGAUGCAUUACAUCGUUUUUGUUGUUGCUCCCACGCGAUGGGGCGUGACGGGGCCGGCAGUGCUGCAGCGUUACGUCUUCGGUCCGCCGUACGCCGUGCGUAAGUGUGUGCAUCGCCGCUACCCGAUUCCGGCCGUCUGCGCUGCCGCUGGGCAUUGUGCCCGCAUAGAGAUGCAGGCCGUGCUGGCGCAGCUGUACGGCGUUCUCGUCGUCCGCGACGAGUGGGACUGCUUUGACGCCUUCUCGUUGGAGUUCGUGCUGGUGUUCCAGUGCCUUGACUCAUUCAUCCGUCUACAGGAAGGCAGUGGCGUAGCGCUGCCGCCGGCAGACCACACUGCUUCUACUCGCCGGGCACUGCGGGUGUUGUUUUCUCGUCUCAAGGAGGAUCUUUACGAGAAGGUAGGCAGCGCUUUGCACUGA
Trypanosoma grayi is the source of this 651-nucleotide messenger RNA. RefSeq lists its product as hypothetical. The coding region runs from base 1 to 651 and encodes 216 amino acids. The record is from RefSeq and is a predicted model, not a curated record. The transcript has a single exon. Lineage: Eukaryota; Euglenozoa; Kinetoplastea; Trypanosomatida; Trypanosomatidae.